AUGGAGCGCAGCCGUGGCAUCCCGGACUCGGAGCUGUUCCUGAGCAAGCCUGCGCCGGAAGACUGCGACAGCCCGACGGUCGAGCCGUUGCGCAUCUUCAAGCCUCAGAGCCCCGAGCCUUACUCUCGCGUGUCUUCGACCUCCUCCAACAGACCAACCUUCCCGCUGCCUCCCGGGGCGUCGAGCUCUGCCGCGCCUUUGCCGUUCCCAGAUGACGACGACAUCCACAAGCCGACUGUUCCCAAGCCGACUGCCCCCAAACCCUACGGCGCUGCCUACAACGACGCUGCCUACAACGAUACGAGCCCGAGGCUGGACACCAAUGUUGGCGCCGAGAAGAAGCCAGGUCUGGCUGAGAGGCGGGGUGCCGCGCCCAAGCCCAUCCACUCUCCGUCCAGUCCUGACGCCGAUUAUGGCCUCUUUGCGAGGCCGUUGCAAGACAAGCCUGCCGCUUCGACAACCAACUACCCGACCUACCAAAAGACGUACUACCCGCCUCCGGGAGCGGCUUCAGCCGGGCCGUCGAGCAAUUCCGGUGUCAAUCGAUUUGCUUCUACGGCAUCGAACUCGACUACUAGAGCCAGCCGCGGCUCGCCGCCUCCUCCGGAGACUCCCAUCGUAGGACCCGGAAGCGUGCCGGGAGGCGGCAUCGAGGCUCGGUAUGCGGCUUCGGGCAUCCCGGGCACAGCAACCCUCACCAGUCUCCAAGCCGCCCAGGUCCAGGGCGCCGCGGCCGCGCAGAGGCUGGCACAAUAUAACAACCAGCAGCCCCAACCUCAGCGACCCUGGACACCUACAGAAUCUCCAGAUCAGGCCCCGUCGGGCCCUCCAACUGUAUACCAGGGCAUGAACGCGGUCUCGUAUCCUCCGCCUCAGCAGCCAGUCAGCAGCCCUCCUCCUCAGCAACACCCAGCUCAGGCCCAGGGCAACGCUCCGCCUCAAAUCAGUGUCCUGGAGCAAGAUUUCCAGCGCUUGUCCACAAGCUCUCCUCCGCCAGCUUACUCGAGCGUGAACCCCAGCGGGCGAGCCUCCUAUCCCAAUGAGAAACAGCGGCCGCAGCAAGCCAACCAAACACCUGCCCCUGCUGCCACACCCGCCGCUGUUCCAUCCUCCCAAGCUUCUGCGUCCACCUCGGCGCCGCCAGCCAAAGAAGCUGUGGUGGCCGCGGCUACGGCGGCAGCCACCGCCGCUGCUGCUGCGGGCCUGAGCUCUGCAGCUCCCCAUAACCAGGGCCAUCCUGCGUUUGCAAACGAUCCCAGGCCUGAGCCAGUUAUUCAGCAUGCUCAGGUUACUGUGCCUCCAAAUCUCGCAGCAGCCGGUCCGGUCUCGCCUCCCCCCUUGCCCGAGGGAUGGAUUGCCCAUCUUGAUCAGAAUUCGGGCCAGUACUACUACAUCCAUCUGGCGACGCAGGCGACGCAGUGGGAGUUUCCAAAGGGCCCAAAUCCUAUCCAACAUGAGCAAGCCCCUCUUUCGCCUACAGCCUCGACAUACGGUAACCCCUUGGCUUCCCCCAUGUUUGGCAAAACACCCAUGGCCUCCCCCAUGUUCCCUCCGCACACGCCAGGAUACGCUGAGAGCAUCAUGAGCGUUGCGGCCUCACAAGCCCCGACCGUUGGCUUCACUGGGCCACCACCGAGCGCCGGUGUGGAUAUGUACAGGAUCCAGCCGACGAACGGAGUCUACUUUGGCCCUUACUUGAAAUACGUCAACAUGAACAUCGAGACCGGACACUGGUUCGGCAGCAUUCUCAUCGUCACCGAUGCGCCUCAGCCACCCACCAUCCACUUACACCAGAGCAUGGAUCUUUCGCCAAACCCCAAGCAGCUGAUCCCUCAUGCAAUCCACGUCCAUCAGCGUUGGACCUUUUUCAAGUACGAGAUUGACAUCGAAAUGGGAGAAGCCACUGACCGAUGGACUUAUGCGGUUACGUCCCACCUUGGCUGUACCCGCUACGAGUUUAUUGUUGCUGGAAGGCAUGAGACUGGCUGGCGAUUCAUUGCUCAUUCUGGUAACGACUUCGCCGUCAGCACGUCCCAAAACGAACGCUCCAAGCUGGGCGGCGUUGGUUUCAUGUGGAAAGAUGUCCUCCAGAAGAAUGUAGAAUGUGGCGGCUUCCACGUACAGCUCGGCUUGGGUGAUCAGAUCUAUGGCGACCGGCUAUGGAGGGAGGUGCCACUGAUGAAGCAAUGGCUCGCAAUGAGCGGCAGAGACAACAAGAGAAACACUCAGUGGACUGCUCACCACGAGGAGGAUGUCAGCCAUGCCUACUUCCAUUACUACACGAGCCACUUCGACCAGCCUUAUCUGCGGGAGGCUUUUGCUCAGAUUCCUCACAUUCUGCAGAUUGACGACCAUGACAUCUUUGAUGGAUUCGGCUCGUACCCUGACUAUAUGCAGUCGUCUGCCAUCUUCAAGAACACAGGUCGUAUCGCAAUGGACAUGUACCUGUUGUUCCAGCAUCAUACUACGGUUGAAAUGAUGCGCAAUGUCAGCACUGACCAUGACAUCUUUACCAUCACGGGUACUGGGUGGCAUUUCGUCAAGUAUCUUGGCCCGGCAGUGACCGUUGUCGGACUGGACUGCCGAUCGGAACGAACUCAGGCUCGUGUGAUGGCCGGGCCUACGUAUCAGGGCAUCUUCCCAAAGGUUGCGACUCUACCACCCAGCGUACAGCAUGUUAUCUGGAUGGUAGCGGUUCCCCUGAUAUAUCCCAGACUGGACACCGUGGAGAGCUUGGCCAACACGGUUGCCGCGGGAAAGAAGGCCGUCAACACGACAUACAACAUCCUGGGCAAGGUCACAAGUUCCGUCGCCGGCGUUGUGGGCGGCAAGGAGGUGGUGGCACAAGGCUUCAACCAAGUCAAGAAGGCUGUUGGCAAAUCUGGGCUCAUGGGCAACGUCCUCAACCAGUUUGGUGAGCUGGACAUCCAGGAGGUGCUCAAGGACAUGUGGACACAUGACUCCAAAGAUCUCGAGCGGACGUACUUUAUCCGCACUCUGCAAGGCAUCUCACAGCAGAAGGGUAUCCGCAUGACAUUCUUGUCCGGAGAUGUCAACUGUGCAGGAGCUGGGCUUGUGCACGACCCAACACACCCCGGCGACCACAAGACAAUGUACCAGAUCAUCACCUCGCCCAUCGUGUCCGCGCCUCAGAGCUCCUACGUCUUGAAGCUGCUCCACAACAACAAGAUGCUCUACGUGCCGCAGAACGGGCAGAAGUCCACGCACGAGGUGUCCGACACCAAAGAGGACAUGAUGGAGAUCUUCCACACCGAUGCCAGCGGCGCGACGAGGGAGCUCAAGAAGCUCAUGGGCCGCAGGAACUACGUGGCCUUCGUUGCGUACGACCACGACGCCGUCAUGGCGCAGAGCCAGGCGCCGUUCAGCCCCAACCCCAGUAUCCACAGCAGCCAGCAGCAGGGCCUGUCGCGGUUGAGUCUUGCGGUGGACUUUGUGGUGCAGGGGGAUGGUGCUUAUACGGCUACGACCAAGUAUGGGCCUGUGAUUAUUCCUCACCUCGAGUAUGGAAGGUAA
Trichoderma citrinoviride is the source of this 3534-nucleotide messenger RNA. RefSeq lists its product as hypothetical. Gene Ontology annotation, molecular function: protein binding. Gene Ontology annotation, cellular component: membrane. The record is from RefSeq and is a predicted model, not a curated record. Bases 1 to 3534 code for a protein of 1177 amino acids. NCBI's taxonomy places the organism in Eukaryota, Fungi, Ascomycota, Sordariomycetes, Hypocreales, Hypocreaceae. The transcript has 4 exons.